Aspergillus clavatus NRRL 1 is the source of this 1314-nucleotide messenger RNA. Its product is annotated as BAR domain protein. Gene Ontology annotation, cellular component: cytoplasm. The transcript is spliced from 5 exons. Gene Ontology annotation, molecular function: protein binding. The record is from RefSeq and is a predicted model, not a curated record. Bases 1 to 1314 code for a protein of 437 amino acids. NCBI's taxonomy places the organism in Eukaryota, Fungi, Ascomycota, Eurotiomycetes, Eurotiales, Aspergillaceae.
AUGAUUGUCAAUAAGAAAUUCGAUCGCUUCAAACAAUGGGCCGGAGAGAGGAUGGGGGGUGAAAUCAAGACCAAUCUCUCCGAUAACUUCAAGGCCCUGGAAACGGAAAUGAACGUAAAACACGAAGGUGUUGACCGUAUCCAUAAAUCGUUGAUUUCAUACAUCAAGUCUAUCUCGAAGCGCAGCGAAGGGGAUGAUAAGGAGAAAACACUACCUAUUGCCCACUUGGGUGGUAGUAUGGUCGGCCAUGGAGAGGAUUUCGACGCCAAUUCUGAUUACGGACGUUGUUUGACGAUGUUUGGCAGGGCAGAAGAGCGCAUCGCACGGGUCCAGGAAUCCUACAUCUCGCAGGCCACUUCGAGCUACCUUGAAUCGCUCGAACGAUCCUUGGCCCAGAUGAAAGAAUACCAGGCUGCUCGCAAGAAGCUCGAUAGUCGACGAUUGGCCUACGAUGCCACCCUGUCUAAAAUGCAGAAAGCGAAGAAGGAGGACUUUCGCGUCGAAGAAGAGCUGCGCACUCAGAAGGUCAAGUAUGAGGAGGCCAACGAAGACGUUUUCCGACGGAUGCAGGACAUCAAGGAUUCGGAAGUCGACGGUGUUGCAGAUUUGACAGCGUUUUUGGAAGCACAGCUUAAUUACCAUGAACGGUGCCAAGAAGUGCUUCUCCAAUUGAAGAAUGAUUGGGUCGCAGAUCAACACCAAGCGCAGACACCGAACGGACGUCGUACCGGCCGUGCUCGUUCUAAUACCGCUCAUUCCUACAGAGAACGCUACGAGCCAUUGCAUGAGGAAUCUACGAAUGGCGGCAGCCCUCGCCCAAUCAUCAGAUCGGAUCGUCAUCCUUCAUCUGCCCACAUGGGAUCGCCGGCGAGGGAGACUUACCCAGCCGACAGUCCAUUCCAGCGACCGGUGCUGAACCGUACCUCAACCUUUGAAGGUCCUUCGCAGUUGCGGCAGGUGCAACCAUCCAGCACACCUCCAUGGCAAUCUCGGGCACCUAGUGAGAACUUCAUUUCUCGCAGGGAUAGCUCUCAGACUCGUCCCAUCAGCAUGAUGCCAGACAACCCGUAUAAUGAUCCAUACGAGGAGCCUGCGACAAAUUUCGGCGGCAACCAUGAUGGGUUCUAUUCGGGGCGUCCGAGUCCCCCAAAUUCUGCGUAUGGUGAUGUGAUCUCCAGAAGAGCCAGCUCGGCAACCUUGAACGGCGCGGCAUUGCAGAAGAAAGCUCCUCCCCCACCGCCACCUUCGCGCGCAAAGAAGCCGCCCCCACCUCCACCCAUGAAACGACCCAUGUUGAGCGUGGGCGAUGCAUAG